Rubroshorea leprosula is the source of this 1747-nucleotide messenger RNA. The record is from the annotation of a GenBank genome assembly. Lineage: Eukaryota; Viridiplantae; Streptophyta; Magnoliopsida; Malvales; Dipterocarpaceae.
ACAAUCAACUUGCAAAAUCCACCCUUGACUUGGAAUCUCAUCGUAGGGCUGAUGUUUUGCCACGUGAUAAUUGCCUUGGCUCAAUUCUUAUUGCACUAAUUAAAAGCCCAUUUUACUCUUCACAUUAAACCAUCCUUCCUUUCUUGAGCACCUUUUCUCUCUACUGCAUGGAGCUUGAUACCAACUUCAGAGAUGAUUUUCUUUUCCUUUCUAGUAUUUUCCCAGAAAAUUUUAUAGGAAAACAUGAAUCUGACUAUGGAUUAUCAAUUCCCCCUAAGGGUUCUUCCCCUAGGGGUUUGAUUCACAACUUGAUUGAUCCUAACCUUGGCUCUUUCUUGAAUUCUUCCAAUUUCAACCAAUUUCCUGUCCAAGGGUCCUUUGAUAACAUCUUAUCGGGGACAUGCACUGACACUUUUGAGGGCUAUACCAAUCAUUUUUCAAGUGAUAAUCUCAAUAAUGCUUCUUCGACACAAAAUUUUAACGGAUUGACCUGUUUCCCACAGGGGUUCUCUUCAAAUCUUGUUAGUCAAGAUUCAACCAUUGGCGGAGGUAACAAGGAAGUAAUUCCUCCCAAAUUUCUUAAUUCUAGUGUUAAUGAUUUGUCCUUUUCGAUCAAUCCUAGUGUGAAUGCCCUCUUGCAUGGCUUACAUAGAGGAGGAUAUGAAGAUUUUCCUCAAAAAAUCCCAAUCCAACUUAUAUCGGAAACUCUUCCUAGUCAUCAAUUACCAAUGAAUUCUCAAGGUUAUUAUGGAUCAAUUAAUACAAAAUUGUCUGAUGAGAUCGAAGAAAAUGACCAUAAAGUCAAUCGGAAGAAGAACAAGAAGAUGAUGCAGAUGAAAAAGGCCACCACAGCUCCGAAGAACAUAAUCAAAGGACAAUGGAGUGCUCAUGAGGAUAGACUAUUGGUGCAAUUGGUAGCAAGGUAUGGAACAAAAAAAUGGUCUCAAAUUGCAAAGGUGUUGAAUGGAAGAGUGGGGAAGCAGUGCCGAGAGAGAUGGCACAAUCAUUUGAAGCCCGAUAUCAAGAAGGAUUCAUGGAGCGAAGAAGAAGAUAGAAUACUGAUUCAAGCACAUAAAGAAAUAGGAAAUAGGUGGGCGGAGAUUGCUAGGAGGCUGCCGGGGCGUACUGAGAAUACCAUAAAGAACCACUGGAAUGCUACCAAGAGAAGGCAACACUCUCGGAGAAAGGGCAGGAACUCCAACACCAAAGACUCCCUCUUGCAUAACUACAUCAAGAGCGUCUCUUCCACCUCCACCUCUGCAUCAGCUUCAACUUCAACUCGAAAUGGUGAUGUACAGAAGGUAAUGAACUCGAUGCCCAACAUUGAUUUCCCAACAACAAAAGGGAGAGCUCAUGAAUAUGAGGCCAUGGAUUUCUCUUUUGAAACAAAUGUGUUUGGAGAAAGUUACUCGGGCUUUGGAUCCAUGCUUGAUGAGGUGAGUAGCAACGGCUUGAUGGAGAUGGAGAGCUUGAUGGAAGGAGAUAAGAAGGAGAUGGAUUUGAUGGAGAUGCUUUCCCAUGGAAGACUCUGAGCAUUCUCUUUAUGCAAUCAAAAGAGCUUUAAGGUAUAGUUUCAUGUGGGAAAAUAGGGUGGUGGUGUAAAGAGGGUUACAGAUGAUAUUUUAUGAAAAAUGAGAGUUAGGGUUAAUUUGCUUUCAUGUUAUGCUUUUUGUGCUUUUGUUUUGUGGUUUGUAAUGUUUAGAAUGGAUUCUCUCAACUUUGGUUCUAAUAUAGAAAAUUUAGACUU